This is a messenger RNA of Echinostoma caproni, 609 nucleotides long. Lineage: Eukaryota; Metazoa; Platyhelminthes; Trematoda; Plagiorchiida; Echinostomatidae. The record is from the annotation of a GenBank genome assembly.
AUGAAGGUGAGUAGCCCCUGUGGGACUGGAUCACUGUCCACCGUGCAGAACAAUCGAUUCGGUGCUAAUUUCGUCUCUCCUUUACAAAAAGCGACACAUCGAGAGCAUGCGACACAAUCUUGUUCGUGGUUGGAACAGUGUUACGAAGUGGUCGUAUCGGCACCCAGCGUGGACACCAGUUUAUCCCUACCCAUUGACGGUGGUUCAGAUGCUGGAAUGUUUUGUGUGAUUGGCAGUCAACUAGAUCAUACACGUCUGAUACAGCAUCACAUCAGUGCGGGUAACUCGGCAGAGCGCAACACUGGUAGUCCACGUCAAAUCCAACCAGGCGAUAUUAUUCUCGCUCUGAACGAGUAUGAAAUUUCGGGCUACACACGACGUGAUGCGGUGGAACUGUGUGACACACUCACGCGUAUUCCCGUUGGUGCCGCGUCCACACCCCGCCGACUCCGUAUUCGUCUAAGUCCUCCGCAAGCUUUGGCCACGGGAAGUACUAUGUUAUCCAGUUUCCUCGCGGCCGCAUUCCCUCUAAACUCACCGGAGUAUUCACUUCAAGAGAAAAUCCGCGAAAAUGUGUAUCAACGUGUUGUUCCAUGUAAGUGUUUCUGA